Messenger RNA from Anthonomus grandis grandis, 2385 nucleotides. RefSeq names its product zinc finger protein 431-like. The record is from RefSeq and is a predicted model, not a curated record. Lineage: Eukaryota; Metazoa; Arthropoda; Insecta; Coleoptera; Curculionidae. The coding region runs from base 120 to 2096 and encodes 658 amino acids. The transcript has 2 exons.
CACAACACAUUUCUCUUUAUUUGUGAGUUGUGUUCUGUGUAAUUGUAAUGUUUAAUAAGUACUAGAACUUUUAUUAAGGAUUUAAUUAAAUUAUCAAAAAGUUUAAUUACAAAUAUUUAAUGAGUACUGGAAUGAAUAAUAAGCAGCAAAAUCAGUCCCCUGAUUCAUCUCUUCAACAAUUUCCUCUACUACAAGGAACCUUUUCACCAACAGGAACAUUCAAUGAUUUCUAUUCUAUGUUACUGCCUUCCAAUCCUCCAGAUAGGAGCCAGAACAAAACUACAGAUCCUUUAUAUGUUUUCCCAGACUUGCCAUCUUGGGAUAGUUUCAAAUUGCCUGAAAAAAUUGAUUUAAUAGAAUUGACAAAUAAGGACUUAAGCCCAAGCCUUGGUUAUACUUAUAAUAACUACUGUGGUAAUAUUGAAUCAUUUGCAACAAUUGACAGUCAGUAUAAUAGAUUUGAUACUGCUCAAUGGAAUAAUACUUCUAGUUAUGGAGGAAUUAAAUCAGGAAGUUACCCAUCAUGUGCUGAAGUAAAUAAAUCAAUUCAUGGAAAUAGUAGCAAGUCAUCUAACUAUUGUAAUAUACAGAAAGGAUCUUCUGAUAAAGACUUGUACAAAAGUUGUGCUUUUUAUAACAGCAACCCUUACAAUAAGACCAUAGAUUCUGUCCCAACUUUGUAUGGAAAUUAUGGAGGCAGCUUUUCAUCAGCAGAAAGUACUUGCUUUGUUCAACUACCAGGUUCCUAUGAUUAUCUAGUCACAGAGAAGCCAGAGGAAAGUCAAAAAGAAAAUGUUGAUAAUUACUUGCAGAUUUUGGAGCAUCAUAGCGAAGCUUCAAAUGAAGAAAGUGAUAUUGUUGUAGAAGAUUCAACUUCAGACCUCAGUGAAGAACAAGACACAAAGAUUUUAUAUCAAACAUCGGUAUGUCUAAUCUGUAACAUGCAGUAUACUGCUGUGGGUUUACAAUUUUAUGUACUAAAUGAGAAAUAUCCGCUUACAAUGUCGAGUCAGGUACCAGUUAAAGAAAAAAUAUCAGAGUUUAUUGGUAAAACAAUUUUUUCUGAAAACAAUUAUUUAUGCAAUGAUUGCUUAGGCUUGGUAAAUUCUAUAGAUCAUUUACAAUUAAAGAUUGAGGGACGGGUUAAAGAUCUAAUGAAUAAAUUUAAAAUAAAUCGCCCACCAAACUACAAUAUUCCCAACGAAACUCAUACAAAGAAUACAAAGAGAAAAUAUGGUAGAUAUAAAUGUAAAAGAUGUAAAAUAGUUUUGUCUGUAAAAAGCCUUUUAAAAAGUCAUAUCAAAGGACAUUUACAUAAAUAUUUGUGUGAGUUAUGUGGAAAAAUAUCUAUCUCUAUAAAGCAAUUCAAAAACCAUAUAAAAAUUCACAAAAAUCAGAUUUCUUUUAUAAAAGCUUUUAAAUGUUCUAGUAAAUAUUGUAAUAAAUUGUUUCGCACUAAAUAUCAUUUAAAGGAACAUGAAAAUUUUUGCUCAGGUUUGCUGCCCUUUGAAUGUAAACACAUACAUUGCAAAAAGAAAUUUGCCUCAUCAACUAAAUUAAAAAGUCACAUAAAGUUGAAACAUGAUAAAAAAUUUAUAGCUAUUUGUUCAAUUUGUAACAUAGGAUUUGUAAAGGCAUCUGAUUAUAAAAGUCACAUGAUGAGCCAUAGCACGGAAAAAAAAUUUUCUUGCAAUAAAUGUGAUAAAUCAUACAAAACUCUAAGUAACUUGAAUUUCCAUCUUAAAAGCCACCUGAAAAGACUGCCCUAUAUUUGCACAAUAUGUCAAAAAGGUUUUGUGAGGAAGGAAUACCAUGAAGCACAUGUGAACAACCACAAAGGAAUUAAAAACUAUGCAUGUGCCGGAUGUGAAAAAAAGUUUGUGUCACAAAAAAAUUUGGAUGCACAUAUGAAAUGUCACGAUGGGACUAUAAAAACAAAUAAAUGCAAUAGUUGUAAGAAAAUAAUUGCAAGUAAGUUUGAGGAACAUUUAAGAACUCAUUCGAAUUAUAAGGAGUUCGACUGCGAUCUAUGUGAUAUGAAGUUUAAUACUAAAAAUUCUUUGAUUAAGCAUAAAAAAAGGAAACAUAGGGAAUGAACUACAUUUGUAAAAAAAACGGUAAGAGCCCAGAAUGUUAAUGUCGUUUCAUGCAAUUAUCUUUUCUUUCUAUUUUUAUGAAACAUUAAUGCAUAUAAAAUUUGCAGCAUUUUAUUUUUAUUGUGCUAUUUUUCUUUGUUUAUAUCGUAAUAGGCUGGAUAACUAAAUUCAAUUGUAUGUGUUGUGGACUUCAAGAUCUGUAAUUUUUAUUUUAUAGGAUCAUGGUAUCAAUUUAUAAUUAAGUAUAGACCAAACUGAACCCACAUAAAUAAAUUGAUUUUUAAAUCGA